AUGAGGCCUGCUGGACACUCACAAGUCGUUGACCAGCAAAUGCAGAGCGAAAGUGAGAGUAUUAUCGAAUCAGCUGGCGAGAAACCCAAUGAAGAGUACGAGCUUCCCAGAGCCCCCGGUACACUUAACGUCAAUGCAUUACAGAAUUCUUACACCAGCGAUACAGAAGAGGUGGCGGAUAAUUCAGAUUACAGGUCCAUGGAUCCGGGGAAACCUAAAGUGUCACAAGUUGUCAGCGUGGGUGAGAUUCUACAAUCAACGUCUCUCAACGAGCCUAUCCAGUUUACAAGGGUUUCGUCUUCUUCAGCACUAAGCAACAGCUCUUACGAAGCAAGUGAUGUCAUAAGUAGGUCUCAUGAAUCCGAUCUCGAUGCUAAGAAGCCUAUUUACUCACAACAAAAACCCCCAACACAAGAGCCAGGCAUGCUGGAUCUCCAGGAACAAUCCACAAUCGGAGACAAGACAAACUCCACAAUAAGGGCCUCGGAACAUUACAAUGCCGAUAACACAGCAAUGAUCAAUGACUCCAUGCUACUUUCUGGCGAAAACGAGACUCAGAUUUCCCCCGCUUUUUCUACCCAAAAUAGCUCUACAGCCAACAUGGACUAUGACAGUCAAAUGAAGAGUAGUACGCCAAAGAGUGACUAUAGUCGCGAAAACUUCAAACGAGAGGCGUUCGAGCCGCCCGUUACAAGCACACUGCAUGAAGAAUCCCCGUAUCUCACUUCUCAAGAAAACAAUGCGCAAUUCGAUGAUAAUUUUGGAUCCCAAAAGCUUGAUUCUGCCGCGAGGGAUAGACAACCGUGGGUAACACCUGUAUCUGCCCAGGAAGGCUUUCAUUCGUUACAACAUCCUUCCCCGAAUGCCAAAAGGCCGCCUCAGAAGUCACCCUUCAACGUGGUUUCAUCUCCCUUCAAUGGCAUGAAGAGAAAUCCUCGUUCAGGCGACGUAACGCCAGAAAGUCCGAUGUCACAAUCCCAAACACCCUCUCCGGGUUUAGAAGGUAAGAAGCGGAAGAGCGGUGGGAGUAGAAUGAAAGGCGUGUUUUCAUCUCUGAUGCAAAACAUGAAGAGGACUUCACAAGGAGAGAAAAGGCAAUCAAAUGUAGGUUUGAGAAUCUCAACGCCGUACAACGCAAAGCACGUUCACCAUGUUGGGGUUGAUACAAAAACUGGCGAAUACACCGGUUUGCCUGAGGAAUGGGAAAAGCUUCUAACCUCGAGCGGUAUCUCAAAACGAGAACAACAGCAGCACCCGCAGGCAGUCAUGGAUAUUGUGAAAUUUUAUCAAGAUGUGACCGAGGCAAACGGCGAAGACAAGGUGUUCAAAACAUUUCACAUCGGAAAUUCAGGAAAUAAUUCAUCCAGCCCCUCAUCCUCCAGAGUUCCUUCAUCACCCUCUUUGAAUAAGAACGAAAGCUGGCUACCAAAAGCCAAUUCACAGACCAGUGUGGUUACCAAAGAUACUGCUCAGGAACUUCAAUCUCCAGUAAAUCUAAGGGAAGCGCCGAGAUUACAAACUGCGACUAACGAGCGAUUUAUGCCAAGUCGUCCUGCUCCCAAACCUCCAGGCACCUCCACAAAAUCUGACAUUACCUCACCUCUGGCGAAUGCUGCUUCAGCUGCAUCGCCAAAUCUGGAUAGAAAAGGAAGUACAAGCUCUGCAAUCAAGAGCCUAUCUCGUAAGGGUACCAAGACAAGGACCGAACUUCCGCAAAACUUUCAGACGCAACCAAAAAGUGCAGCUCCAAGCAUAAAGCCUAUACCCGAUUCUUCGAACUUAGAUGCGCCAUUUAGGGAGGCUCCUCCCCCUCCUGUACCCAAAGACAAUGCAAAGGGAGAAUCGGCUCUCAGCGACAUGCAGAAAACACUAGAAUCGAAAAGAGAGGACAGAAGAAAGAAGAUUCAACAGCUCUACGCCACACUUACAGAGAUCUGCUCGGAGGGCGACCCUAGUAAGCUUUACAAAAGCUUGAUUAAGAUCGGGCAAGGUGCCUCAGGAGGUGUAUACACAGCUUAUGAGGUCGGGACCAAUGCAUCUGUUGCUAUCAAGCAAAUGAGCCUAGAGAAGCAGCCCAAGAAAGAACUCAUUAUCAAUGAGAUUUUGGUAAUGAAAGCAAGCAAACAUGCUAACAUCGUUAAUUACAUUGACUCGUAUCUUCUGAAAGGUGACCUUUGGGUCGUGAUGGAAUAUAUGGAAGGCGGCUCCUUGACAGAUGUUGUGACACACUGUAUGUUGACGGAAGCUCAAAUUGGAGCUGUGUGCAGGGAAACCUUAAAAGGCCUAAGGUUUCUACAUUCGAAGGGCGUUAUCCACCGUGAUAUUAAGUCUGAUAAUAUCUUACUUUCGAUGGCAGGAGAUAUCAAGCUGACAGAUUUUGGAUUCUGUGCACAAAUUAACGAAACAAACUUGAAACGCACAACAAUGGUAGGGACGCCUUAUUGGAUGGCACCUGAGGUCGUGUCGAGGAAAGAAUACGGUCCGAAGGUUGACAUAUGGUCCCUGGGUAUUAUGAUUAUAGAAAUGAUCGAAGGAGAACCCCCAUAUUUGAAUGAAACGCCGUUACGUGCUUUGUAUUUGAUCGCCACUAAUGGUACACCUGAGCUGAAGGACGCGGACAACUUGAGUGAGGAUCUAAACUUUUUCCUGAACUGGUGUCUGCAUGUAAAUCCCGAAGAAAGGGCUACAGCGUCGCAGUUACUUGUUGAUCCCUUCAUUACGACAUAUGCUGACGAUGUGAAAUCUCUCGCACCUUUGGUUAAGCUGGCAAGAAUGAAGAAGCUCGCGGAGAAAAUGGAGGAUGGUGAUGAAAGCAGGGAAAGCUCCUGA
This is a messenger RNA of Lachancea meyersii CBS 8951, 2829 nucleotides long. Lineage: Eukaryota; Fungi; Ascomycota; Saccharomycetes; Saccharomycetales; Saccharomycetaceae. The record is from the annotation of a GenBank genome assembly.